Molecule: messenger RNA, 1580 nt
Organism: Ruditapes philippinarum (Manila clam)
Lineage: Eukaryota; Metazoa; Mollusca; Bivalvia; Venerida; Veneridae
Product: sex peptide receptor-related protein 2-like
Exons: 2
Coding region: 173-1345 (390 amino acids)
Biological process (GO): G protein-coupled receptor signaling pathway
Cellular component (GO): membrane
Molecular function (GO): G protein-coupled receptor activity
Source: RefSeq, a predicted model, not a curated record
CAAUUAAGUGGUAGUGCAGCGUAUUUAAGAAGUGCGCUGGGAAUCGUGUACCGUAGACUUGUUUAGGACAUUAAUGCUCAAAUAAUUACGAUACGUUGUAAGCCUUUCUAAGCUAGCUUUAAAAGGAUAAGCUAAUAUAUAAGAGAUAAGAGACGUGUAAACAACUUGGAAAAUGGAUAGAUCAACACAUUCUUACUAUGAUGUUCACUCUCACGCUGACGUUUACAAUGUUACGUCACACGUAAACGACGGUCAUGGAGCAAACGGAUACUAUGAUGAAAACUAUGAAUAUUAUGAUGGAUAUGAAUACGCCUAUGACGAUCAUCUCUAUGAAAUAUUUAAGUUCGAACUCCCUAUUUAUGGGUAUAUUUGGCCUGUUCUUGUCUUAUUCACUACGUGCUGCAACUUUGUUGUGAUUGGUGGAUUCUUACGAAAACGGAUGCGCAAUGCGACCAAUUUGAUUUUGGUUUUCAUUGCUGUGUCAGAUUCGCUUACAGGACUUGUGACGUUGCCGGCAACGUUUCAUAUUUUUACGAACGAAAAUUUUCUUCUUACAAAGGAUUGGUGCAAUGCCGCCAUGAUAACGCGGCUAUAUAUAUCGCGUGCUUUUCAUACCAUAUCUGUUUGGGAAACACUGCUCCUAGCUUUUCAUAGAUUUCUGCAAAUUCGUCAUCCAAACCUUGGUAAGAAAGUGUGCACAAUGCCAAAGACAUUAUUUGUUAUUUUAGUAAUAUAUCUUGCAUCGUUUGGCUUACAUAGUUUCCAUGCAUUUGACAUAAAAGCCGAGGAAGGAUACUGCCACUGGAGUAUUAGGGAACCAUGUGGUUGGGCGUGUGUUUACAUGUGGCUUACUUUACUUCUCAGCCACAUUCUCCCGUCACUUGCGCUGGUGGGAUUUGCGGUGAAUAUGGUCAGAACUCUGAAUACGUUUAAGCAGGAUUCAAGUGUACAUAACCGUAUUGGGCGACGCAAACAGACGCAAAGGAACGUCACUGUAGUCGUGAUUCUGAUUGUCGUAAUAUUCCUUGUGCCAGAACUGCCUUACGGCAUAUUUUACUUGAUCACCGUCAGUCUAAAUCACGCGGGAAAAAGGAUAUUCCCGCUACGCACCAACAGGCUUGUCCACUGCAUAUAUGAACUUUUUCUCAUUGUCAGUUUUCAUCUGAACUUUUGGGUUUAUUGCAUUAUGAUUCGGAGUUUCCGGUCGUGCAUCAAAAGUCUGUUACGUCUAGUAACUUGUCGUCCCGCUAACUUCGAACGUCUCGAAGGGGAAGUGACGUCAUCGAGUGGUGGAGGACUAGAACUAGCUGGAAUGACUACAACAACGGACUCAAACUUGAUCUGAACUUCAAAAAUACGCCUAUAGUUAUAUAUCUACAUUUGUAUAUAUUCUGUUAAUAUCAUUUGCUUGGACUCAACCUUGCCCCAAAAAACUGGUUAUGAACCAUCGGGAGAUUUAUAUUGAGAUUUAUAUUAUCUUAUUUAUCUCCGUAAUACUCAUUAUUUAUUUAUCAUGGGCUUUGAAUUAAUUUAUAAUAAGCUUUUGAGCAAAAAAAGCACAAUAAAUAUUGAGCUUCAAA